AUGAGUGCUCAGAAGAGAAGCUGUGUUACUGUUUUAACAGAAGCUAACUCAAGUAUUCUGUUCGAUGCAUUAGAUGCUAUCGAUGGUGCUAAAAUCAUUAUUUGGGAUCCAACGAUCAUCAAACGAUUCAAUCUGGUAGCAACAGCAGAACAGCUAAAACAACAUAAAGUUGUGUCGAUGUUACAGCUAGAAUUUUUCCUAGGAGUACCACAAGCAGAGCACAGUCAUGUUGUAUAUAUCUUAUCAGCAUACAAUACGUCUGUGAUCAAUAAACUUAUUUCAUGUCUCAAGCAUGCUCAUUCUAUCAAUGUAAGUUUGGAUUCUGUGAUCACAGCAAACUUCAUUAAGGAUUCUCGGUUACAUCAUGCUUUGUUAGUUCCCGAAACUACGUUCAUGAUUCGAGAUGCUUUAAAACAAAGUCGGGAAGCAAGUUUAAUUUUGCAAACACUUGAAUCGCUACCUCUGAAGAUAUUUCCGCUUUACGAUGACUUUUUCACUCUCUUUAUGGAUAAUACACCCUCAAAAAUUUUACUAGAUAAUGAUUGGACAGAAUUACAAAAAUGUGCCUCUGCAAUACGACAGCUUGAGUCGUUAGGAAACUACUCACCCAAUUUAAGAUGUAAAGGGAAAUGGUCGGCACAAGUUGUUGAGAUCGUAAAGAAAAUGAGAACUCAGGAUGAAGCUUUGUUCAUCUCGGAGAAUAGUGGUUUUCGAUUAACAGAUAUAAUCAUCAUUGAUAGAUGGAUUGAUCCACUGACACCCUUACUAAUUCAGUUGACAUAUGCUGGUCUCGUAGAUGAACUACUGGAUAUGAGUCCUACAGGUGGUAAUAUCAAGGCAUCGAAAGUUAGGAACGUUAAUGAGAAAAGUGAUGUUUCGAGUGAAAUAUCUUUACAUGAUCCUCUUUUUCGUACUAUUCGGGAUCUUCAUAUCAAAGAUCUUGGAAAACAAAUUGCUGAAAUACUUAGCUCACUUCGGGAGGAACGAGCAAGAUUAAAGGAAAAUCCACCCAGUGAUUCACUAGCGGAAAGCAAAGUUUUUGUACGCAGGUUGCUUGAUAUGCAGGGCAGUGAGAAACAUGCAGAUACGCAUACAAUGAUUGCAGAAUGUUUAAUGAAUUAUGUUCGUGAUGAUUCACGCUAUUCCACAUUUCCAAAAUUAGCAAUAGAUAUAGUGCUGGGAGAAUAUGGCGACAGGGUUAUUUCUCAAAUUGAAAAUCUUAUUGUGGAAGCAUAUGAUCCUUUGAUAGUUGCGCGUUUUAUUGUACUUCAAUGUUUAGUGCUUGGUGGUUUAAAACAUGCUACUAUUAGUGCCUAUGAACGACUUUUCGUCCAAAGCUAUGGUGCAUAUUAUCUAUCGCUAUGGAUAAAAUUGAAGUUAAUGGGACUUUUAUGGGAAAAGAAUAGCAAGAUAAAAUGCGAAUAUGCUCCAUUUGAUUUUCAAGUAGCGUGCAACCGAAUGUCAUGUUUUGUCGAUGAGGAACAUACUACUCUUGGGACUACAGCGUAUCCUUAUAACAGUUAUGUGCCUCUAAUUGUACGACAUAUUGAAAAUGGUGUACGAAAUGCUUGGCGAGACUGGACAACUAUUAUGGGUGACGAUUAUUCAGCUAUAGAUAGAAGCACCUAUUCUGUGAUUUUCGUUAUUGGUGGUAUUACACAAGCGGAAUUAGCUUGUUUCAGACAAAUUCAUUUCCCAAACAAGUUAUUAGUUGUUUCAACCGCACUGAUUACAGGUAGUAAGCUGAUUAACUCGAUACGAAAUGCUUGA
Messenger RNA from Thelazia callipaeda (thelaziosis nematode), 1770 nucleotides. The record is from the annotation of a GenBank genome assembly. NCBI's taxonomy places the organism in Eukaryota, Metazoa, Nematoda, Chromadorea, Rhabditida, Thelaziidae.